UUAGGUUCUCUCUUCCUAUUGCUCGCAUUUUCUCUCUCUUUUGGCUCUCUCGCUCGCAAAUUCAGAGGGGCAGGGUUUAAGCUUAAACCCAGUAGUGCGAUGGCUCUGAGGACAGCGGCGGCGGCACCUCGCGGCUUGAGACGGCUCUUUUCGUCGAUUUCAAGUCCUUCUUUCCUUCCUCCACAGACGCCUCCUGCGGCUCAGGCUCGAGAAAAGCCUGAACCCAGUACCAACCUCUUCAUCUCAGGGCUUAGUAAACGUACUACUACAGAAAAACUACAUGAAGAAUUUGCUAAGUUUGGUGAAGUAGUUCAUGCGAGAGUGGUGACUGAUCGUGUAUCAGGGUAUUCUAAGGGAUUUGGUUUUGUAAAAUAUGCUACACUAGAAGAUGCUGCAAAAGGCAUAGAGGGAAUGGAUGGCAAGGCACUUGAUGCUAAAUCUCACUCUCACCUAGCUAUAUGUUUCUGGAUGGUUGGGUUAUAUUUGCUGAAUAUGCUAGACCCAGACCACCACCUGGUCAGAUUCAGAACAACAUGACUUCUUCAUAUGGCCGUCCUUGACUACUAUUCGGAAGGAACAACUACUUCUUUGGAUAACUCUUAUUAGCCAUUGCCAUUUGACAAUCGUCGAUGAGGUUGCAGUCUGCGUUGAUGCUCUAGCUUGUGGUGGAGAUCGGCCUUAAUAUAAGAAUUAAACUGCAUUAAAUUGUGAAAUAUGUGAACUUCAAAUUUGUCUUUGAGACAUUAUGUGUAACAGUGUUUACCUUUUAUGGAGAUAAUCAAAUUUAUAUAUAAUAAGUCCGAAAAGUACGAUGGAUUGGUUUGUUCUGCUA
This is a messenger RNA of Ziziphus jujuba (common jujube), 832 nucleotides long. RefSeq names its product organelle RRM domain-containing protein 2, mitochondrial. The transcript is spliced from 5 exons. The record is from RefSeq and is a predicted model, not a curated record. Gene Ontology annotation, molecular function: RNA binding. NCBI's taxonomy places the organism in Eukaryota, Viridiplantae, Streptophyta, Magnoliopsida, Rosales, Rhamnaceae. Gene Ontology annotation, biological process: mitochondrial mRNA modification. Gene Ontology annotation, cellular component: mitochondrion. Bases 100 to 537 code for a protein of 145 amino acids.